Messenger RNA from Bemisia tabaci, 5583 nucleotides. RefSeq names its product ceramide synthase schlank (gene schlank). Lineage: Eukaryota; Metazoa; Arthropoda; Insecta; Hemiptera; Aleyrodidae. The record is from RefSeq and is a predicted model, not a curated record. Gene Ontology annotation, cellular component: membrane. Gene Ontology annotation, molecular function: sphingosine N-acyltransferase activity. Gene Ontology annotation, biological process: ceramide biosynthetic process.
UCCCAGUAACAAGAUCUCCCAACUUAUCAGUUCGUUCCCGAAUUCUUGCGGUGCACGAAAUGUGUUCGGCGUGUUAGUUUUACUUUGUUAGUGUUGUUUGUUUCCUAUUUUUCAUGACAGUUUAGUGAAUUUUCAGUUUUUCUCGCUGUUAUCCGUCUUCCCGUAGGAUAAUGGAUGUGUUUCGUGCUGUGGCCCACGAGUUUUGGAAGCCCUCUAUUUGGCUUCCUCCUAACAUCACAUGGGAGGAUCUGAAAUCCACCCCUGAAAUUCAGUAUGCUGACUACAGGCAUCUAAUUUACCCUCUUCCCAUGGCGUUUUUAUUCCUAUUGACGAGAUACAUACUCGAAAGAAUCUGGUUCAGUCCUGUUGGAGUAUCUCUAGGAAUCAAGAAUGCUAAGCACAAGAACGCACCUUCCAAUGUAGUCUUAGAAAAAGCAUAUGCUGCCAACUCUAAGUGGAAGCAUAAAGAAAUUACCGGACUGGCAAAACAGCUCGAUUGGUCAGAACGACAGGUUGAGUGGUGGUUGAGGCUCCGCAAGUCGCAUCAUAAACCAUCAACUUUGGUUAAAUUUUGCGAGUGUUUCUGGCGAGGAUUUUACUAUUUCUCUGCUUUUGUGUAUGGGAUGUAUGUGCUUUGGGACAAACCAUGGUUUUGGAACAUAGAUGCCUGUUGGUACAACUACCCAUAUCAGAAUGUUGAUGGUGAUAUAUGGUGGUACUAUAUGCUGUCAUUAUCAUUCUACUGGUCAUUGGCAAUAUCUCAAUUCACAGAUGUGAAGCGGAAAGACUUCUAUCAAAUGUUUGCUCAUCACGUCAUCACCAUAUUCCUCCUCAGUUUUUCAUACAUUUGCAAUUUCCACAGGAUAGGCUCUCUAGUCCUUGCAACGCAUGACGUUGCUGAUAUAUUCCUUGAGGGUGCCAAGAUGACGAAGUACGCUAAGUACCAGAAAACAUGUGAUAUUAUUUUUGCUGUAUUUACGGUCGUAUGGAUUCUGUCUCGUCUCGUAUUUUAUCCAUUGUGGAUACUCAAAAGCACUGCAAUAGAUGCUCCAGUGAUAGUCCAAACACCAAUGUUUCCGGCAUAUUACAUUUUCAAUGGAUUUUUAAUUCUGUUGCUCGGCCUUCAUAUUUUCUGGACUCAUCUCAUCAUGAGGAUUGUUUACAACAGUGUCAUGGCAGGGCAUAUGGAGAAAGACUUGCGGAGUGGAUCAAGUGACGAUGACUCAUCAGACGAUGUACCUUCCUCACCGACCAACAACCACAAAGCAACAGAAAACCAUCAGUCAAAUAAUCAUAGUCAUGGAGAUAGCUAGUCUUGAGGCACUCUGUCUAGUUAAGUUUUCUUUUUAUAAUUUUUUUCUUUUCUUCAUUUUGAAAAUGAAAUCCUAAUUUUUUCAACUUUCUAGUUUCUUGAUGAAGCAGUUUUAUUUCAUUCCGCCUCCACAACUUACAUUUGUACAAAACUCAUGUGUCAUUUUCACUGAAAGGUCAACUAAGUUUAGAUUUUAAGUGUAUGAAACGGUUGAAAGUAUUCGCUGAAAACCGUAUGGUAUAGACUGAUUCUUUGCCGAGGUUACUCAAGAAAUUAGUUGGUUACUUCAGAAAAACAGUAGUUAAAUAAGCUAUCAGACAAAUUGCAGGUUUGUAGAGUAACUGAUACAUUUUUUUCAUUAGAAUUUACCGUCAAGUUAGGUUUUUUAAAACAUUUUUAUCAUUAUUGGUAUGAAUUGGGAGAAAAUUCUAUUAUGCAGCCCUGCGUAAGAUCCCAUAGUACACCACCAAUCAAUCAUUAGACACCAAUCUGUGAAUUUUACGUGGCACUUUUUUCGUCAAAAAAUUUGUCAACCGUAACUUUCUGUUGAAGUCUGUGAGGAUUAAAAAUCCACAUAAUAAUGUCAUUACAAGGCAAAAAUAAUGAUAUUCUUGCUGAAGAAACAUUUACUAAUUCUUAAUACUUUUUGAACGAAGAGAUUCAGAUAUUUUUGCACAUACUAAUUUUCCAAAAAAGCUAUGUUUGUCUUUUUUCAAUUUCACCUACCUUCCCUUUUUUUAAUUUUCUACCUAUUCAUACACAUUUAUAUUUGGGGAGAUUGUUUUUCUUUUAAAGACUGUUCUUGGUUUUGUUAUCAUGAAAUCAUAAAGCGCAUUGAGGCUGCAGAAAUUUUGAACAAACAAAGUUUGCAAUGUAUCAAACAAUGAGCAUUGAAAUUUCUUUGAAAAAAAUUCAGUGCAAAGCAUUUCAGGACCUGUCAAAGCCGAAAAAUGUUAAUGUUUGUUUUGUUUUUAGAAUUGAUUUCUGAUAAGUUGUAAAAAAUAAGAUAUUCAAUAUCUUUUUUCUCUGAAAAUAACGAACACCUUGAUUCAGUCAGUGCUUGCAUUCCUGUGAAUAGUUUUUUUCAUCUCUUUUUAAACAAAAAAACAUCUGUUUUUUUACUGAGAAUGGCCCUUUUUUCCAUAGACAGAAUAUGCCAUUCUUGUGCAUAUUCCUCUCUGUUCAUCACACAAAGUUGUUCAUGAGUUCCAUUUUCUUUAACCAAGAAAUGGUAAUUCCAAUUUUUCUACCCUUAGCAGUCUGCCCCAUUAAUGUUUGGUUUCUUUUUUUAAAGAAGAAAGUUUUGCAUUUUUUACUAAAAUUUAAAUGGUUCUGUUUAAUUGAAAUGUUCUCUCAGAUAUUUUUUUUGACUCUGGCAGUCAAGGAAAAAAAAUUCCCCACAAAUGACUUUUCUACUGCUUCAAUUGCUCUUAUGAAUGUCGGAUUUUUAAUUUCUUCUAUGUUUUCUAGUGUUUUAAUGGCUAGGAAGUUGUUGGCACCGGCAGAAUCCAAAAUCUGAUUUUUUUUUUUUUUUUUUUUAAUUAAUUUAUUUUGUGAUAUUUGAAGCUUUGUUCUCUAAAAUUGCUUUCUUAACUUCUUUCCGUGUAAUGAUAAGCUCGCAUUUUGGUUUAGGCUUUUUAGAUCUCAAAAAUUACGUACACUUAAGACAUAACGCAUUGCUUUUACAAGCUUUAUUAUAAUUUGAAUAAUGUCAAAACUUUACCGGUUAUUUUUUUUAUAAGAUCUUUUUCAUAGUUCCUUACAAGCUGUGUGAGAUUGGUUGGUUUUGAACAGAGCCUGGAUACAUUCAAGGAGUGAGUCGGCUUAGCCAAUUCUUUCUCAUCCCUUCAUUUGAGAGCACCAAGUAAACCUUAAACACAGUCAUCUUGGAGUUAUUUUUAAUAUUUAUGUCUAUCCCAGCAUACCCAGAAGAAAAUUCCAUUUGGCAAUUCACCUACAUAAACUAGCUCAUAAUGCAUUGUAUGCUGUGCUCUUGUGAACAGUGAAUAUGCCUUCUCUCAGAUUUCUUUGAAGAUGCUUGCUGUUCUCUCAAACCUGCUAUUUCACUGAAGAAUUAUUGGGUCCUUUAGUGUCGGGAUUUUCCACAAGUUUGUGUCAUUUCUCAAAAACAAGUCUUGCGAAAAUGCAUGCAGUCCAAACUUAUUUUUCUGUCCAUCAUGAAGAACUGCUAUGUCUCUCUCGUAACUUAAUUCUGAAGGGAUUUUAAAGAGAUCAUUGUUUUAUUUGACUUUUUAUGGACGUGGGAAACAACUUUUUAUAAGUGAAGCUUUUUAUGGAGGCUAAACUGAUCCAUCACCAGUAAGUGAGAAAAUUGACCCAUAAAUGUGACUGACAAAUUCACUUUGAGGAAAAGGCAUAACUAAGCAACCGUAGCUUCAUCUCUAACCGUGAAUUUUAUUUGAAAAAGACAAUUUCUUUUGUCACGUUUUUAAACAAUCCACAGAGAAGUUACCUCUUUCAUUUUUCGGGUCAUAUUUUAUGAUGAGGCUAGUAAUAUUCCUCUAUUUUUCUUUCCUCACUUGGCAACCAAUGGCUCAGGAACUUUGAAGUGUAUGGCUUACACUUUUUCCCUAAUUUACGUUUCUCUGUUUCUAUGGACUGACCUUACAUUAGGAGUGACUCCUGCUCUUACUCUAUCUGUAAUUGUGUUUUUAAAGUCCUACGUCCGAAGAAAAUGUUAAUCUGCAUGCUGAUUUGUUGUUUAUCAUAGGUAAACCUCUGAGAUAGUGGACACUGAUGCGUCCUUAGAUAACGUCUAUUUUAGUGUGACAGGUAUGUAGGUACUAUUUAUACAAACCUAUCAGGGAGAUCUGACCAGUCCAUGUCGAUCCAGAGACCUCUCACUUUUUAGAGGUGAAAAUCCAUGAAAAAAUUAAAGACUCGAAAUUUUGAGGGCCUGAAAAUCAGCUAGUACAGAGAAGUGUCCACUAACAGAGGUUUACUUGAAAUUUAUUUUUGUCUUGAUUUUAAAAAUUCUCUGUGAACUCUCGCUUGAUCCCAUGAUUUUCUUGCGGGUUGGACAUAACCUAAAUUAACCAAUUACGAGUUCACAACUUUCAAAUGCUUGGUGUGCCUAAUAAUAAUGAGUUCUAUGUUCAUUACAGAAAAGAUACACAUUCUUGCACCCAUUAGUGUAUUAUUUUCUGUAAGAUGUUAUGAUUUUUGGUUAGUUAUUUCUUUAAGGUUAUCUUUAUGGUUACUAUAAUUCUCUCAAUGUACUUUUUUAUCGUUGUUUUAUUUUAUCUCUCUCUCUUUUUUGGAUAUGAAUCACUUAUUAUUGCAAUUAUUCCUGUUCUGUUUUUCUCCAUACCUUCUCUCAUGCAAAAAAUUCUCUCUUAUUGCUUGUGCAUUUUGAAUUUCAUGACCAGUCAAAAUGUUUCCUGGUCUAUUACAGUUUCUCUUAAAGAGGAGAGAACAUUUUUGUAUUUUGUGGCCAGAAUCGACGACUUAGCUCCGAGAGAAAUCGAGAGCUUUUUUCAAUGUAAUUUUUUGUAAUUUUAUCUUGUACAGAUGUUUUUUGUUCCAAUAUCAACUCGAUUGUGUAAAUAAAAAGAAGGGAAACAAGCAAAUAAGUUCGGUCUGUGCAAUUUUCAUAAAGAGAUUCCUUUUGACUGUAAGUCAGCAGAAUAACCAGUGCCUAAUAACACUCAAAUGAAUAAUGCAAUUUUUCUCUAAAAUAUUUAAGAUGUUAGAGAAAUUUCAAGUCAUUAUUAAGAGCUAUAAUUAGUAAAUCGUUUUAUUGUAUUUUCUUUAUUCCGAGACCAAAUUUUCGAGGGUUUUUUCUUUCUGUUGCUUGACUGCGUGAAGACUGGAUAUUUUCAGUUACGUGCAAAAUGACUGUAGCCUUCUUUCGAGUUAAGUUCGAGUCUAAAAAAAAGUAUUAUCGGCUCAUAGGGAAUCUUAUUAUAAGAAAGGUGUCAAAAAUUGCAAGGAUUAACCUGUCUAAAUUCUACUCUUGAAGUGAAAGGAGAACUCUAAAAUAUUGUCUUGUUUUCUUUUCUUUUUCUUUUUUUUGGACCCACCUUGUUCUCAUAAAGGAGGUUGGAUUGGCUUCAAGUACAUUUCCUUUUUCUUUCCAGGAUUCAUUCUUACAUUUUUGUAACAUUUUUAUUCUGAAUUAUCUUCCUAAAGGUAUUUGUAUGUUUGCUCUAACCAGAGAAGGCCUGUGAAAGUUUCUGUACAUCAUUUUGCAUUUUAACUUCUAUUUCGGUCUAUAAUAAAAUAAAUGACAAAUAGUAGAUAUUUUAUUG